Salvelinus namaycush (lake trout) is the source of this 1601-nucleotide messenger RNA. Its product is annotated as growth/differentiation factor 10-like. The coding region runs from base 51 to 1406 and encodes 451 amino acids. The transcript is spliced from 3 exons. NCBI's taxonomy places the organism in Eukaryota, Metazoa, Chordata, Actinopteri, Salmoniformes, Salmonidae. Gene Ontology annotation, biological process: BMP signaling pathway; SMAD protein signal transduction. The record is from RefSeq and is a predicted model, not a curated record. Gene Ontology annotation, molecular function: growth factor activity; cytokine activity. Gene Ontology annotation, cellular component: extracellular region.
UACUAAAGAAAGAACUAACUUGAUGGAAUAACGCGUUUUGCAUCGAAAAUAUGGCAAAGAUGUUAUUACCUCUGGUGCAUUUGUUAUUAUUUUUAAAUUCCAGUAUCGGGAAAAUUUCAUCCGUGGAGCCAUCCGACAUGACGCAGCACGACAGCAAUAUCGAACAAGCUACGGAUCAGUCUUCCGCGCGCGAAACCGCAUCGCGGGACAUGGUCUCAAUCAAUAUGUUCAAACUCUAUGAAAAGUACAGUAAGGAGCCUCACCGCCAUCGAGACGGAAAUACCGUGAGAAGUUUUAAAGCUAUUCCAGGAGUCUCCGCGAACAGCGUGUGGUUCCAUUUCAACCUGUCAACCAUCCAGGAGUCGGAGGUCAUCCUGUCCGCCACAUUCCACUUCCUGGACCAGCGUCCCCGCCACCGGCCCUGGAUCUGCCGGCGCUCCCGAAACGCUUCCUGUCGCAUCCAGCACCUCCAGCAGCUUCCCCCGUCCCAGCUCCUCUUCCGAGGAACGUCCCCGAACUCUGCCUUUGCCUCCCCGCUGGGCAACGUCACCCUGCCCCCUCCCAGGAGAGGGUCCUGGCAGACAAGGGAAGUCUCCGGUGUAGUCAAAGAGGCCCACGUCCUGGGAGAGCUCCUCAUCUCUGCAGAGUUUGACUUUGGGGUAAGGCCCCAGAGGAGCCAGGAGCGCCUCUCUCCAGCCAGCCUACCAUACGUCCUGGUGUAUGCCAACGACAUGUCCAUAUCUGAGCCCAACAGCGUGGCCAUGACCUUGCAGAGGUACGGGCCUUUCCCUUCAGGCGAGGAGCCCACCCGGUCCCCCAAUGCAUCUCCUCCAGCCUCCAGGCUGAAAAGAGAAGCAGUGUCCCCCCUGGACCAAAUACAGAACAAUGACCUGCCCGAAGUCCAGUUUCACACCCUGAAGAACCAUGAACUAUGGGAGAGCACUUAUUUUGUUCCCAAGAUUAAGCCCUCAAUGAAAGAUGGGCGAAAGCAAGGCCAGGACAGCAGUGACGGCUUGAAUAAGCCCCAGGUGCUGAGCUUUGACGAGAGGACCAUGAAAAAGGCUCGCAGGAGACAGUGGAGUGAGCCCAGGGUCUGCGCGCGACGCUACCUGAGAGUGGACUUUGCAGACAUCGGCUGGAGCGAGUGGGUGUUAGCCCCAAAAGCCUUCGAUGCCUACUACUGUGCGGGCACCUGCAGAUUUCCUAUUCCAAAGGUUAUCCGGCCCUCGAACCAUGCCACCAUCCAGAGCAUUGUGAGGGCGGUGGGAAUCGUUCCCGGCAUUCCGGAGCCCUGCUGUGUUCCGGACAGGAUGAGCUCUCUGAGUGUUCUCUUCCUGGACCCCAGCCGGAACAUGGUGCUGAAGGUUUACCCCAACAUGUCUGUGGAGACCUGUGGCUGCCGGUAGAACCACCCGGGAAAGAGCCUCAAUGCAUAAUGCAUAAAACAGAUUACAAUGAAUCGGACAGAGUGGAGCAGGAGAGACAUUCAGUCAGGAUAGUAAAAAGGAAAUACAUCUUUGGAUGAGACUACAAUGGAUGAACCCGCCAUGGAGGGAGAUGUGGAUUGUAGAUAAGGGUUUAUGGGUGGUGGGAUGCAGAGA